AUGCUGCACCUCAUGGAGAAAGGGGAGGUACCGUCACCUGCCGCCAUUCCCACUCCGCCGCCCAUCCAGCUGUCAGCAGAUCAGGUCAUAUCCUCCUUCGUAUCAAAUCCUGCCAACAAUCCCACUUCCCACGGAUGCGACCUCCCCCUGCUGCUGCACAAGCUCUACCUCCUCGACGUCUGCCUCGGCCAAUCGCAGUCCGCCACGUCAGUGCACACCAUGCGGGCGUGGCUGACGUGGCUGCAGGCCGCUGCAACCAAGCUGUCCACAACAGACACAAGAACAGGCGCCGGCCAGGUGAGCACGAAUCUGCACCCUUGA
Messenger RNA from Closterium sp. Yama58-4, 321 nucleotides. The record is from the annotation of a GenBank genome assembly. Lineage: Eukaryota; Viridiplantae; Streptophyta; Zygnematophyceae; Desmidiales; Closteriaceae.